AUGGUAGCACCGGCGGUUCUCUCUCCAGGCGAGGUGCGCCCCGACGUAGCAGCGCCCAUCAAGCCAGAAGACGUCGAAUACCAAGACAACUUCAGCAUCCACCUGAUCUGCGAAGACUGCCGCGAGAUGCCGCCGAACCUGGUGGAGGAGUUCUCGAGCGGCGACACGGUGUGCGGGACAUGCGGGCUGGUGCUGUCGGCGCGCGUCGUCGACACGCGCUCCGAAUGGCGGACAUUCAGCAACGACGACCAGAACGGCGACGACCCGUCGCGCGUGGGCGACGCGGCGAACCCGCUGCUCCACGGCCCGCAGCUCGAGACCAACAUCUCGUUUGCGGACGGCAACAACGCGCGCAACAAGGAGCUGCGCGCCGCGCAGACCAAGUCCACCGCCGACAAGAGCAACAAGACGCUGCUGCAGGCGUACCGGCUCAUCGGCGAAAAGUGCGACCAGUGGCAGCUGUCUAGCUCCAUCACCGACACGGCCAAGCACAUGUUCAAAAUGGCCGACGACUCGCGCGCCUUCAAGAGCAAAUCCGUCGACGCCAUCGUCGCCGGCUGCAUCUUCCUCUCCUGCCGGCAGAACAACAACCCGCGCUCCUUCCGCGAGCUGCACCACCUGACGGGCGUGCCCAAGAAGGACAUCGGCCGCGUCUUCAAGCAGCUCGACAGCUUCUUCAACAAGCAGAACCGCACCGGCAACGCCCUCAUCACCGGCGGCCAGGUCAUCCCCGGCGACGCGUACAAGUCGCGCGAAGCGACGUCGGCCCCGGAGCUCUGCAGGCGCUACUGCAACGCGCUGGGCAUGCGCGCCCGCCCCGUCAUGCUGGCCCAGAGCCUCGCCGAGCGCAUGGUCCAGCGCGGCUGCUUGGCCGGCCGCUCGCCUUUGUCCGCCUGCGCGGCGUGCAUCUUCAUGCUCAGCCACUUGAUCGGCCAGCCCCUCUCGCCCAGAGACAUUGCGCCGGUGGCGGGCGUGAGCGACGGCACCAUCCGCACUGCUUACAAGCUGCUCUACAACUUCCGCGAAACCCUGCUCAUCGAGGACGACUGGGCCAAGGAGAAGGGCCUCGAUGUCUCCAAGCUGCCUGCGGUUUGA
Molecule: messenger RNA, 1095 nt
Organism: Aplosporella prunicola CBS 121167
Lineage: Eukaryota; Fungi; Ascomycota; Dothideomycetes; Botryosphaeriales; Aplosporellaceae
Exons: 1
Coding region: 1-1095 (364 amino acids)
Biological process (GO): transcription initiation at RNA polymerase II promoter; transcription preinitiation complex assembly
Cellular component (GO): transcription preinitiation complex; nucleus
Molecular function (GO): RNA polymerase II general transcription initiation factor activity; TBP-class protein binding
Source: RefSeq, a predicted model, not a curated record